AUGAUCGGCAGCCUGGAUAAUGGCGGAUCGCCGAUUCUCGGUUCGCCCUUCUCUCGGUUCGGGCAUGACGGGAGACAGACCGGCUUCGAAGGAGUCUCGGCGGCAUGGAAGCCCUCGCCGCGCAGGGACUGGCCAGGCGAGGAACCCGGUAACCGCACCAAAAGUCCCGAGCGACGGUGUCUCGGUGCGCGGCCGGUGGGAUCUGUGACUCGAGGCUCGCCUAGGGAAUUCAGGCGGCACUUGAUGCAGUGGAAGAGGGCGAGUCCACUUGCUUCCACGCCUUUCCACAAGGCACCGGCGGGCAUGCGGGCGGUCACAGAGGAGGAAUCGAAACGAAGGACAGUUGUUCGGUCGCUCGAUCACCCAGAGUCCGACUGGGAGUGGGGACCAGCGCACAGACUUGCGACGCGCGGCGAAGACGUGGCAGAGCGUGAAGGCCGCACCACUGCGAAGCAUCCAUCCUGCAUUUCAAGAAGAAAGGAUCGUCGACGCGAAGAACCUGGAAGGGAACUGAGAGAAGAGAGAACCGAAGGUCUGCGGCUUUCUCCGCAAACGGCUUGCCUUGCGGAACAGAGAGACCCGAGACAGGGCGGAAAGCCCUUUGUCCCUGCCAAAGUCGAAGCAGCGCGCGGCCGCACCUUUCCGGUCGAAGAGGAAACACCUUUCCUCGAACCCGAAGAGGCUAUCCGGCGAAAGUGGAGCGAUUUGAGGAGGCAGCACCAUGAGAGGCACAAGGGCGGAGGCCGGACCCUCGUCCUUGGGAUUGAGACAUCCUGCGACGACACAUGUGUCGGAAUCGUCGAAGGGGAGAGCGGCCGAAUUCUGGCAAACGUGUGCACCCCGCAGCCCGAGCUCCUCAUCAAAUACGGAGGUGUUCACCCGUCCGAAGCCGCUGCGGCACACGACAGGCGCAUGCGAUCUGUUGUGAGGAAUGCUCUUCAGGAGGCUGGUGUCUCGCUGCUCGAUAUCGACAUCAUUGCCUUCACGCGAGGGCCGGGGAUCGUUCCGUGUCUCUCGGUUGGCGCUUCCGCGGCUCUGGAGAUUGCGGGCGAGCUGACCGAGGCGUGGGCAGAUGCGGAGGCGAAGCUGUUCGCGAAUCCGUCGAGCGUUUCGUCGUUGUCUGACGACGCGUCCUCUCUCGCGCGGGCGCCAUCGGUAGUGGCGGAGAACGGCGGUAGCCUCCGAGAUUCUGUGAGGAAACAAGCACGGAGCGGUUACCGCGUAGUCGACUCCGUGGCAGCCGAAGACCCGAAGCAGCGGACCUCAACAGAAACGGAGCGGAGAGAGGCCCAUGAAGCCUUGGAAGGAACACAAGUCACUGGAGAGAGACCGGAGAAUGCUGGGGACCUUGAUCCGGAGGCAGGACGCGAACUUUCUUGGCUGUCAAAAGAAGAGAGAGAUGCCAUGUUACGACGCCUGGCUUCCGACAACGCACCGGAAUGGCAGGCAGACGAGAAGUUGUCUCGAGGACGGCCUCCACUCGUGGUGGCCGUCAAUCACCUUCACGGGCACCUUCUCUCUGCGGGAAGAGACACACAAGCGAAAGAUGCUUCAGGCAGAGAGGACCCUAUCUGUUCUCCCGCAUGCUAUUUGCCUCCGACGUUUCUUGCCCUCCUUGUUUCUGGAGGGCACACCUUCUCGUGCGUGGUGAAAGCGUGCGAGGAAAACCACCUUCACCUGCGCCCGAAACUCUUCCUCGUCCCUACCAGAGGUCGUCGGAACAGAUCCGGUGGCCAUCCACGAGGAGGAGACAUCUCAGGCGAGGCAAGCGAAAAAGGACACGACACGGAAACCAAAGAAAAGAACGGCAAGGGAGAAGAAGGCGUGGAACGCGCUGAAGAGAUCAAGGUGCACAGUGACACGGGGGUGGAGCGCAUUCAAGGACAAUCAAGAGAGAGCCUGCGUGGCCCGAGUCAUAGAGUGGAGACGCCAGGAAAGGGAGGGCCAGAGCGGAAGGACAGCGGGUAUGCGCCAGGAAUGAGGCGAGGGGAGACGAAUGGACACGACGCGGAAGAACGUGAAGCUGCCACACGCAGGCGUGACCCAGAAGGAAGCGACGAACCUGGGAACGUUUCCCGGGACGCUCUCGUGGAAGUCUGGGGAACCUGGGAGGACCCGGAAGCGGCCAACCCCGAUGGGUGUGUCAGCGGCCUCCAGUGUAUCUACACUGGCCAGACGGAAGACGACGCUGUCGGUGAGGCGAUCGACAAGUCCAUGCGCUGUCUGAAGACGGCUGCCUCUUCCUCGCCGCCCGCGCCCCGUUCGUCCUCCGCGGCUGGUUUCCGCUCUUCCGCUGCGCCUUCGCUUGGCUUUCCGACCGUGCUUCUGACUGCGUCUCCUUCCUCGCCCUCGCCCUCUCUCUGUCCACGUGCCUCGCCGUUGCGUCCCGCUCACUCGAGCGACACCGACGCGUCCCGAGAGUCGUCGCCCGGGGCACGUGGGGCCACAGCCGAGAGUCGAGGCAUUUGUGAUGACAACGAAGGCGCUCCCGGUUCCCGUGGAAGCACCAGCCGCGAGGCGGCUCGGACUGGACGAGGCGCGGGACUGGAGGGGCGUCACGGCGGAGCGUUGAUGGAGGAGAUGGCGGCUGCCGGAAAUGCCUCGGUCCCUCUUCCAAACAUGCUCUGCCUGAAGCCCAAGACCCUGAACUUUAGUUUCUCGGGCUUGAAAUCUGCGUUCGCGACGGCGGUGUCCAAAGCAGCGCAGCUAAAAGACGACGAGCAAGGACAGUGUGACUUCGCAGCUUCUCUGCAAGCAGCCGUUUUCAAGCAUCUCGAGGAUCAACUGAGAAAGACCAUGUGGCUGUAUGAAUUCCUCGACAACUUCCCGCGGAGCCUCGCCGUCGUCGGAGAAGCACUACGCGACGCCCCCCCCUCGGAGGCUCCAGUUAGUCGACCAGCGGGGAAGCAGCUGGCCCGAAGAAGUCAUAUUUGCAAGGGACGCAUGCAGACAGAAGCUGCCACAGACAGAGAAGCUUGUCGUGUCGGGUCAGAGAAGAACCCCCCGGACCGCGGUCACAGAGAAGAUCGGGACGAAGGGGGAGGGGCACAGGCGCUUGAGGCGAACACGCAGCAGCAACAACUCCAGAAGCUACGCGACGGGGCUGAAGGCAAUUUUGUAUGUUCACCCGAUGGAAGUGGCGAAGAGAUUCGUAAUUUGAAAGUGAUCGUUGCGAAAAGCAACGAUAAGAAACUCGUUACCCCAAAGUGGCUAGGUGGGAUAUCACUGUGUGCUGAUGACCUCCUCUCGAAGGUCGAAUUCCUGAUUCUCGAUUGGAUUGUGAAGAGUAAAGUGAUGCCGUAG
Molecule: messenger RNA, 3303 nt
Organism: Neospora caninum
Lineage: Eukaryota; Apicomplexa; Conoidasida; Eucoccidiorida; Sarcocystidae
Exons: 7
Coding region: 1-3303 (1100 amino acids)
Cellular component (GO): cytosol
Source: RefSeq, a predicted model, not a curated record